CGCCUUUUGGCAAUUUUGAUGAAGCCACUGCUUUUUUAUUUCUGUCAAAUCUGCAUACAAUUUAACUUUUCUCUCAUAAAAAAAGCAUAAUAGCAUAGAAUGAAUCAAGAAGCUCCUCAGCUUGAUAAGCUUGAAACUGCCAAAGAAAAUUUUAUUAAUCUUCUUUCUGAAUUGAAUGAUACACAGCUGCAUGCUUUUCAAGAAUUUGUACAAGAAGCGAUCGAAAAAUAUCAUGAAGAAAUUCACGGUCAGCAACAUAGCGAUGAUAUUGAUACUGCAGAGGAUAUGGAUGUUGAGCAACAUGAUGGAAGUUUCCAACCUGUCAGUGAUGCGAAAAUGAUGCGUCUGGGCCGUAUCAUCAAAGAUUUACGUACAAAAGUACCUCUUUCAGCGGAAGCUCCUGGAGAAAAGACAGCUAUUCCUCAGACACCAGAAUUUGAAGGUUAUACCGAUCAAAAUACUGUGCAUGUUGAUGGGUUCUUAUUUUCUGAAGAAGAUGUGGAUGAAUUAUGUGCUGAAGGCAAAAUGUCUCGCAACUAUUGUUUGGAUUGUAAUUCAAAGAAUACUGCUCCAUUAAACUUCAUUUCACAUUCAGCCUCGGUGAUACAAUUGCAGUUCCUUUACCAAGUAGCUUUAGCUGAUAAAGCUAAAGAUAAAGUGAUUGUUGAUAUUGGAUCGAGAUUAGGUGCCGUUCUUUACACAGGUCAUCUAUUUACUCGUGCACGUAAACUAAUUGGCGUUGAAAUCAAUGAAUGGUUCUGUAAAUUACAGCAAGACAUUAUUAAGAAAUUCAAAAUGGAUGAUCGUGUCUCCGUUUUGUGCAAAGAUAUUCAAACUAUUCCUGAACUUAUAUCUCAGGAGGCCGAUAUCAUCAUUAUGAACAACGUCUUUCAAUUUUUUAACGAAUUACCUGUUCAGCAACAAAUUUGGAAGUUUAUUCGUAAUGAAACUAAGAAGAAACCUGGGUUGUUGAUUGUGACACUACCUUCGUUGCAGGAACAAUUGAGAGAAGCAGGAUUAUCAGCAUCAAAGUUACUACGUGGCUGGGUUAAAGAAGUCAAGCUAACUUAUGAUGCCGGCUGGUUUCAGGAAAUUCAUGAAGAUGAACUAGAAGAGAUUAAGCAAGUUCAUUUGUAUAAAGUUUUGUAAACGAUGUCAAUUAUUUCUUGUACUCUAGAUCAAAAAUAAAAAACCCAAUUUGCAUAAUGAA
Messenger RNA from Mycotypha africana, 1210 nucleotides. RefSeq lists its product as uncharacterized. Gene Ontology annotation, molecular function: methyltransferase activity. The transcript has 5 exons. Bases 100 to 1149 code for a protein of 349 amino acids. The record is from RefSeq and is a predicted model, not a curated record. Lineage: Eukaryota; Fungi; Mucoromycota; Mucoromycetes; Mucorales; Mycotyphaceae.